Eutrema salsugineum is the source of this 1702-nucleotide messenger RNA. RefSeq names its product protein P54. NCBI's taxonomy places the organism in Eukaryota, Viridiplantae, Streptophyta, Magnoliopsida, Brassicales, Brassicaceae. The record is from RefSeq and is a predicted model, not a curated record. The coding region runs from base 74 to 1585 and encodes 503 amino acids. The transcript has 4 exons.
GUUUUACUACUGUCAUUUUCCACCUAUCAAUUUAGAGAUAAACUGUUUCAUUUUCCUUCUCUAUAUCGUCGCGAUGGAUUUCCACAGUCUGCCGAGAAGAGAUCUUCAGUUUUUCUGUAAGAAGAACAAAAUCCCGGCCAAUAUGACCAAUAUCGCCAUGGCUGAUGCUCUCAAAGCUCUUGAGAUUGUUGACGGUAUUGACGAGUUCGUGAAUCAAUCGGAGUCUACUCGUGACCAAUCACCAACCAGUGUAGCAAAGAAUUUGCCAAGUGCUGCUCGUACCGCAGCUAGAACAACUCGAAGAAAGACCAAAGAUGAAACUCAACAAUCAGACUUGGUGACCCGUUCUUGUCUUGUGACGAGCAAGUCCCUAGCUGGAGAACUGGAACAAGAAAACAGGAACACGAACGUGCUCCAGAAUCCAUCAGUACCUCAAAGCCGUAGAAGAGCUGCAGCUACCUCAAUUGCUAUUAACUUGGAGGGUACAGAUAUGAAGUCUGAAAACAAUGUGAUCAAAACUCCAGCGGCGCGAAGCACGAGAAGGGCUCAGUCAGCUGCGUCUUCUAAGAAGGAUGAGUCGGUCCAACGGGUGUACAGCACUAGAAGGUCUGUCAAAUUACUAGAAGAAUCCAUGGCCGACCUGAGUUUGAAGACUAAGGAAUCCCUAAAUGUACUUCCAAAGAAGAAUGAAGAUGCUGAAAGAGAAAAUUCCCCAGAAGGUUCCGAGUUCAAGGCAAAAUCAGAUGACAACUCUGAAAAAACCGAGGACGCUGAAGUUAUCUCGGUGAGAGAUUUAAAUGCUUCGUUGGAGAAGGAAUGUGAUGGUUCGAAGAAUGAUCCAGAUCUUGAUAUUUUAUAUGGUGAUCUUGGCGAUAUCACUUUCUCUGAUGCAAACACCAGUACGGAACAGAUGAAUGGAAUAGAGUCCAGUACCGUUCCAACAUUGCAGGAGGAUGAUUUUGUAGUUGUAGGCCAUGAAGCUUCUUGCAACAAACAAUCAGAGUCUGAACAAAUGAAGAAUGUUUCUGAGUCUAACGUCUCUGCUAGUGGUAAUGUGAGUAUGGUAAACUCCGUUCCGACAGUUCUGAUAGCUGAUGAAUCGAAAGACCUCGAAUCAUAUAAUGACUCAGGCGAGAGCUGCGAGUCUGAUGAGGUGGCUCUAGUUUCCGACAAGAAGACGACUCAAGAUGCUUCUUCUUCUACACCUCAUGAUGAGAAAGAGCUCGAAACAGACAGCGAAUGGUCCGAAUCCGACUUUGAGAUAAGCGAUGUGGAGGAAAACAUAUACGGAUCCAAAGAACUGAUUGGUUCUGAAACAGAAGAGGCUCUUAUUUCAUUUGAAGCAGGAUCAGUCUCAGAUCCAAAUAAUUCAGCUUCAAAUCUGGUUGCAGACAUCAACAACAAGAACAAUGAGAAUGCUGAGGAGAUAGUUCUUGGGGAGAGAGAAUCCGAGGCCGAGGCUAAGAAGACGAAGAAGAAACCAAUCGAUGAAGAGAGCCUCAAAGACGUAAGCAUGAGGCAACUAACGAAAAUGGUGAAAGAACUUGCUCUUAAGAGCAAGCAACAGCACAAGUGCGCAGAGUAGGAGAAGAAACUCUUGCCUAUUUGAAUCAGUUCCUUCUCGCUGGAGGAGAAAAAAAUUGUUUCUUUUGUUUCAUCAAGGUUUUUUUGAUUUCCUUAUUCCAUAAACUCAAACCGAAUU